GCACACAAGAGCUAUUACCAAGAACGGCACAUGUUACAGCCAUGACAGCGGUCGUGAUUCUCGCCAUCCUUUCUUUAGCAGGGGCGACAGCAAGCAAGAUCAUUUACCCAACUCUGGUGGAAAGUAGGGACCUUUACGGUCACAAAGUUGUACACAUCGACGAUGACCUAACUCUCACCCUGCGCAGAAGCGACUUCCUGGGGAAAGGUCUCUUCACUUUCGAACUGGAAGAUGGGCAGCUGCGUCCCGAACUUGUGAACACUGCUAUAUUUAACUUGCAUGAGGACACUGAGCACUUGUCGUCUGUCUUGGUGCACGAGCUGCAAAAUGGUGUGCAAUUGAGAGGCCUCCUGACGCCGUCCCUUUAUAUUGAACCUCUCUACAAGAUGGAGCGUUCCGAUGAUGGUCGAAUGGCACACAAGGUUUAUCAAGUGCGUGAGGACCUACCCAUCGGACAAUCAUAUCUGUGGACCCCCAUAGGCCCUCAACUUCCACUGACCGUCUGGAUUGACGUGGGCAUCGUGAGCGGCUUGGAGCAUCAGCAGUCUUUUAAUAGUCACAAAGAACACUUGCUCUACCUGGUCAUCUUCAUGAGAUCGGUUACUCUAAGGUUUGCCGGCACUCUACCCAGGAUCAAGUUCAGGCUCGUUGGUGUCUACUGGUCAAAGGGUACAGAAGAAUUUAAUAAAUUACUGCAAAGCGGUCCCGAAAAGCAGGUGGACGGGGAAGAUGUACUUGAGGAUCUCCAAAAAUAUUUGAACGCUACCAGCAACGGCACCUAUCCAACGCCGGACACCGUAUACCUCAUCACAAAGCGACAGAACAUCACAGAGUACUUCGAUGAAAAGAUGACGCGUUUUGAAUUAGUUCAAGGAAUGGCAUACCAAGGAGGCGUCUGCUCUGAAUACAACGUUGCUGUCGGCUGGGACGAUGGAAGAUUCUACCAUGGCGUAGACACGGCUGUACGGGAAAUAGCACACUUGCUGGGUGCUCCCUGGGACUUCGAGACAGAUGCAUGUGAUCCAUCGGAAGGCUAUGUGAUGGGAGAUAUUAAGAAAUCGUCUCCUAAUGGAUACAAAUUUUCUGUGUGUAGCCAGGCAGGAAUGAUCAACACCCUACACGAACGCUUGCUCGAGGAUUUAAAGUUGAAGAGGAGCAGCGACGCAAGAUAUGGGACGGCAUGCUUCGAUUCGCCUUAUAGCUCGAUGGCUGAUUUUAGUGAAAAAUUACCUGGCGAGAUCAUCGACCAGGUGCAGUUCUGCAGGGACGUUAUGCCAACUGAACACAAGUCAUAUGUCCACCUUUGUGAGGGAUGGUUUUCGAACGCGGAGUGGAAAAUGGAAGAGUGCGUGACACGUUGCUGCUACGGAAGUGGCAUGAAGCUCUAUGAGCAGAUUCCAUACAGAUCCAUGGACGGGUUCAAAUGCUUUAGAAGCAAGAAGGUAUGCUACGCCGGGCAAUGUGUGGACCACGGCACGGACGUCAAUACGUUUUGGUAGAAUAAAUAUGUGUCCUGAGCA
Ornithodoros turicata is the source of this 1520-nucleotide messenger RNA. Its product is annotated as venom metalloproteinase antarease-like TtrivMP_A. The coding region runs from base 42 to 1499 and encodes 485 amino acids. Lineage: Eukaryota; Metazoa; Arthropoda; Arachnida; Ixodida; Argasidae. Gene Ontology annotation, molecular function: metallopeptidase activity. The record is from RefSeq and is a predicted model, not a curated record. The transcript has 13 exons.